Molecule: messenger RNA, 1959 nt
Organism: Cyphellophora attinorum
Lineage: Eukaryota; Fungi; Ascomycota; Eurotiomycetes; Chaetothyriales; Cyphellophoraceae
Exons: 1
Coding region: 1-1959 (652 amino acids)
Source: RefSeq, a predicted model, not a curated record
AUGACUACACCUCAUCCUUAUAGAGACGAUGAAGAGGCUGGCCCUCACAUCCCACCUCUGACAGACGACGAGUCAGAGACCGAGACGACCGCUGACCUACAUAUACGUUCCUCCUCACAGUCUUCUACAGAGAACGAGCCUAACGGACGCCGUCUCCCUGUGCCGGCCUGGCUUCGGAAGCCUGGUGGCUCUUCGAAGUAUGACUGGGUAGCGGAGAAAGCACGGCAUGUCGCACGGGCGGUAGUGACAUGGACAAAAGGGCCCGUGCCUUCACAGGAGCCGAAGAUCAUACCUCUGUUUCCCAAGAUACAGCAAGCGCCUAUACAACUGCUGGAUCAGUAUCUACCAAACAAGAGGCACCGGAUAUGCUUGCUCGGCGCUUUCUACGCAGUCUGGUUUCUGAUAUGGUCGCUCAUGCUUCGAGACCAGCUCACGUCUGGCAGCAUACAAGGUUAUGGCAGGCCUAGCAACGUGGGUUGCGCAACAAGCUUCUGGGCUGGCAGCAACAGAUGUGGUGUCAAUGGUAACGAAUGUCGUCCAUUCACAGGCCUGCGGCCUUUCCGGUGUCCAGCCAAAUGCGACAGGGCCAACCUGCUUGAAGAACGCUGGGUAGGCAAUGGGUCCCACAUUUAUGAGCCAUUGGUUAUAGGAGGCCCUGACCCGGAAGAACCUGAGGCGGGCGCUAUCUAUCGCGGUGACAGCUGGCUUUGUCUAGCCGCUGUCCAUGCUGGAGUGAUCGAACUCGUACAAGGCGGCUGUGGAGUGGCUGAACUUAUCGGCGAGCAUGACUCCUUCACUGGCUCGAAACAGCACGGCAUCAAGAGCUUCGACUUUCCCGCAAGUUUCCGAAUGGCAUACAGGUUCCUGUCCGUACCUGACAAGGACAUGAAGUGCCCAUCCACGUCAAAAUGGCCCAUGUUCGCCGUCACUGCCGUGGCUCUGUCCCUCCUAAGCAUAUUCACCACCUCUCCGGCUGUAUUCUUCUUCUCGCUAUACUACAUCACGAUAUUUCACGUUGGUCUUGUCUCGGACCCGCCUAGUGGACGGGACUUCUACGGACUUGUGAGCACACUGUUCGGUACAAUGCUUCCUGGCAGCUUCAUGGCAUACGUCAUCUAUAUCACAUCUGCCCGGCCUCUGCUUCGUGGCCUGACCGCGCAGUUCGAAAAGACGAUCCUAUACCUGUCAUUCUUCUCCAUCGGCGCUCUCAACAACUAUACAUUCGAAGGCUGGAUCCCCAUCGCACGACUCACACCUCGCGACCUUCGUCAACCAGGCGCUGUCCUUGCCCUGGUCAUCAUCAUAGGCAUCAUCGCCACCGCAGCCGUCGUGCAAAUCCUGUCCAUCCGCCGCGCAGGUCGCUUGCCCAAGUAUCUGGCCAUAUAUGCAACAUUCGGCGUUGGCCUGCUCCUCCUCUUCGCCCUACCUGGCGAAAGACUUCGCCUGCAUCAUUACUUCUACCCCCUGAUGCUCCUCCCAGGGACUGGCUUCCAGACUCGCCCAGGUCUCGUCUUCCAAGGCAUACUACUCGGCCUGCACAUCAAUGGUGCAGCGCGCUGGGGCUUCGACUCCAUCAUUCAAACACCAGCCGACCUCCACGAAGGUAACGACGGCAACGGAAGAAGCUGGUGGGGCGCGCAUGCACCCGUCGUGAACGCUACGGUGAGCUCAAGCGGCAACAAAGUCGAAUUGAGCUGGGGUGCCAUUCCUACGGACACCGGCGUUGAUGGUAUUAGUAUCAUGGUGAACGAUGUCGAGUAUUGGAGACGGUAUGUUGAAGAGAUGGACUACACGAAUGGCACCACUUUGGAAAAGAGGGGUAGCAGGGAAAUACAUGAGCCGUGGUUUGUGCGGCUUGCUUGGAUGAACGGUCGUGAGCAUGGGCGACAUAGCAAUCCUGCGACUUGGGAUGUCGAUGGUUCUUGGAUACCUAGCAAUCAGACGCGCCCUGACAUAUAG